UGAAAAUCCUGCAGACCGCUUCCAUGACCGCAGGUACCACCAUCCUUCUCCCAUUGCAUAUUUCCAUGGCGUCGCCGCUCCUCCACCUCAACCCCCACCACCUCCUCCCUCGCCUCCGCCGCCCCAUUUCUGGCCGCCUCCUCCUCAACAUCCGCUUCAAACCACUCUCCGCCACCGCUGCCUCCCCAGAAGCCUCCCAAACCCCGCCUCCCAAACCUCCUUCCCAUGGCCCCUCGCUCCGCCGCGUCGGGCACCCCUCGCCGAGCCAUCCUCCCGAAGGCCUCCUCUCCUUAGCACGCACCUUCGACCUCGCUGCUCUCCGCGUCCCCGCCGCUGCCUGCGCGCCCCUCGAGCGCCGCCUCCGCGGCCACCUCCUCAACUGGCCCCGCGUCCGCAACAUCGCCCGCCAACCCAACGACGAAGGCCACGGUCUCCUCCCCUCGCCUUCCGGGUCCUCCUCCUCCUCCGCCCUCCCGCCGACUGCUGUCGCGCGCCGCGAGAAGCUGGCGCGCGAGUUCAACGCCCGUGGCUUCGUGGAGUUCCCCAUCCUCGCCAAGAUGUCACGGCCCGCCGCGCGGACGCGCAGGGAGAACAAAGGGACAAGAAGCUGCAACAGGGAGACCAAGCAUGAGAAAGACAAGGUGUAUGUCGUGGAGGUGCCGAGGCAGGGAGGGGAGGACGACGACGACGAAUGGAAGGGUUUGGUCGGGGAGGAAGGGUUUGGGAAGGGCGCGUGGAGAGGGGAGCCCACCCGGCUGCUGCUGCUGGACGAGAGCUAUGCCAAAAGGAGCCUUGAUGAGCUCCCAGAGGCUAUCAAGGUUGUGUUAGAAAAUGAAGCCAAGCAGUGUGGAAGUUCUGCCUAUGAGCUUGUACAAUGUCAGCUAACCCUGUUCUAUGAUUAUUGGCCAAUGAAUGAGGUGUUAGAGGCCUUACUUCCUGAAGGGAUGAUCAUCCCUGCAGGCUUUGAGACAGUUGGGCAUAUUGCCCAUUUGAACUUGAGGGAUGAACACUUACCGUAUAAGACACUUAUAGCUCAGGUGGUUCUAGACAAAAACAAGCCAAAGAUCCAAACUGUUGUCAAUAAGACUGAUGCUAUUCAAAAUGAUUACAGAACUAUGAAACUUGAGGUCUUAGCUGGCUGUGACUCCCUUGUUACAACAGUCAUUGAGAGUGGCCUUCGUUUCAAAGUUGAUCUUGCAACAGUCUAUUGGAAUUCUAGAUUAGCAACAGAAAGGCAGAGACUUGUCAACAGUGUCUUUCAAAAUUCUGAUGUUGUAUGUGAUGUGUUCUCUGGUGUUGGUCCAAUAGCAAUUUCAGCUGCAAAAAAAGUCAAAUAUGUUUAUGCAAAUGACCUAAACCCAACUGCAGUUGAGUACCUUGAAAGAAACAUUGUCCUUAACAAACUUGAGAGGAAAAUUGAGGUAUUUAACAUGGAUGCCAGGAGGUUUGUUGCUGCAAUGUACUCAAGCCAACAUGUGCAUCCAGUCACACAAUUAGUAAUGAAUUUGCCCAAGGACGCUGCAGAAUUUUUAGAUGUCUUCAGAGGGAUCUUAAGAAACAGACAAACAGAACAACAUGUUCCCAUGCCAAAGAUCCAUGUGUAUGGAUUCUCCAAAGCCGAGGACCCUGAAUAUGACUUCCAUGAGAGGAUAAAUUUGGCAUUGUGCGAUAAUGUUGCCUGCAUCGAAAUGCACAGAGUACGGCUUGUUGCUCCUGGAAAAUGGAUGCUAUGUGCAUCUUUCACCCUUCCAGAAUCUGUUGCAUUUGCAAAGCCUAAUUACAUUACUUGUUGAAUGCGUGUACAUAAAAACCAUGUCAGCUGACUAGUUAGAUAGUAUUAGGUUUUUUUAAUAGAAAGUUAGAUAGUAUGCGUGAAAUAUGCUUUUGUAAGUGAGCUUACUUACUAUCACUUCUGAGUGGGAACUGAUGAUGGAUCUGAAUUGCCGCGAUUUUGUUGCAACAUCAUGUUUGAUGCAUGCCCUCUGCUCAGAGCUCUACUUAUUUUAAGAACGUCGAUCUAAAA
Molecule: messenger RNA, 2023 nt
Organism: Brachypodium distachyon (stiff brome)
Lineage: Eukaryota; Viridiplantae; Streptophyta; Magnoliopsida; Poales; Poaceae
Product: tRNA (guanine(37)-N1)-methyltransferase 1
Exons: 9
Coding region: 24-1793 (589 amino acids)
Biological process (GO): tRNA N1-guanine methylation
Cellular component (GO): cytoplasm
Source: RefSeq, a predicted model, not a curated record